GGCCCACGGCUGGAUCUCGCGAGAGCUGCGUUUGAAAUGGCGGCGGGCGCUCCGAAGGGCCGCCCUCGUCGUCGUCGUCGUCGUCGUGGGCCCGGCUGAGGCGAAGCAGGAGCGGGGAGGCGGGCUGGAGGCUGGCGGCCAGCAGGGCUUCCGGCCCUCGGGCUUCCGGCCGGCCCCCUUCCGGGCCCCUCGCUCGCAUGGAGCGGCCCCGGCCUCGGCUGCUGGGGACUUACACGGGGCUGCGGGGGAGGCCAGGCCGAGGAGGCGGAGGCGGCGGCGGAAGCAGGGCCGGGCUGAGGGUGGUGCGCCCCGCCGCCCCCUGGAUCUCCCCUGCGGUGGACCAGAAGCGCCUCUUCAGCACCAGCUCCUCGGGGGGCGCCUCCUCCUCCUCCUUCUCGCCCCCUUCCACCACCACCACCACCUUCGAGGACCCCGACUUCUUGCCCCCCAAGCGAAGGGCCCGGAAGGCCCCCCAGAGGAGAGGCAAGGCCCCGCCCCGCAGCAGGAAGCCCAAGGGGGCCAAAGAGAACAAGGCCCCGCCGCCGGACCCGGUGCCCCUCGGCUGCUGGCCCUCCACCCCGCUCUGCAGGAACGUCACCCGCCGCCGGGCCGCGCGGGCCACCCCUCCCCUGCCCGCCUUGACCCCGGUGGGGCUGCGGCGCCGGGGGGCCCCUCUGCUGUGCAGCACCCCGGAACUGCCCGUCUUGACCCCGUCGGGGGCGACCAGGGGCCUGGGCGAGGAAGAAGGAGCCGACGACAGCGUCCUCCAGGGUUCGGCGUUCUCCCCCUUCCUCGGCGGCCGAAGGAGUUGCCUGAGAGGCGCCUCGAGGGAAGACGGCCGGUCCGCCUGCGGGGAUGCGCUCUCUGAGCUGAGCUUGCUGAUGAUGGACCCGGCCGACGAGCAGGCGGUGGGAGAGAGCUUGGUGCUCUUUGACAAGACAGACGCCGGAAGGUCGUGGCGGAAAUCUCAGCCGCGGUCCUCGCCGUGUCCCGGCCGGUCGCUUUGCACCUCCUUCCAGAGCCGCUCUCUGGCGCGACCUCAGCUUUGGAACCAAGCAGAAGCCAACUUGGGGCUCCCAGAAGGACUCGGGGCCUCGCCGGCACCUUCUGUGCCCAGCCCCAGUCAGGGGACGGAUUCUGGCCAAAGGCUGCCUGCGACACCCAAGGCGAAUGAUGCGUUUUCCUUGCGGGGAGCUUUCCAGCUCCAAGUCACCGUGUGUGAUGACGGCAAACUCGCCCUCACCUUGCCGAGGAACGCAGCCCCCCUUCCGAACAAGAGGCAGCGCCUCUCGCUUCAGGCCGCAGCCGUUCCUCUGAAGAAGAGGCGUCCUGGGCUGAAUGGCGCUUUCCUAGAAGAAGCGAGCGUUAGAGAUAAAAGCAGUCCUCGGCUCCAGCCGGUCGUGCUCUUGGACAAUCGGGUGGUUCUCAGCUGGUUGGCGAGUCGCUCCUCCAGAAAACAAGGAGCAGAUCCCUGCAUCUCAAGAGGAGAGUGUCCUUUGGAACUAGAUUCUCCCGGUGCCCUGCCUGGAGGCUCAGACGCCACAAGCCAUAAUCAGGUGGCCCCGACGUGUGGGGCUGGGACCACCGGUCGGAAAGCUUGCAUCAGUGGGUUCAGUUCCAACCGUUGGGGUCAACGCAGGAGACUCAAGCCAGGGAGACGUAAGAAGUGCAUGGGGUGGAAAGAGCUGGCAGAGACGUCCCGCCUGCAGGAAUCCUUCAGGAAUCCAAAGGAAGAAGAUUCGGCCUUUGUUUGUCCAUCUUCUCUAGACUCUUCCUUCAGGGACGCCAGCUUGUGGCGCCGGAUUCGGGCCUCUUUUUCUCUCCACAAGAAAAAGAAAAUCCUCUCGGAGCCCGAAAGCUGCAACAGCAGCAUCACCCCAAUGUCUGUCCGAUCCCACUUCACUGAGGUGCUCAAGACCCCCUUCACGCAAACGCUGGGCUAUUCCAUUUGUCCGACGUCUUCCAUGGUCCUGCUGUCGUCCAUGACAUCGUCGUUUUUCUCGUCCGAGGCGACCCUGACGGAUGCCGAUAAAGUUUUUGGGGAAUGCCAGCAGACGGGGCCGAUCUCUUUUGAGACCUGCAUCCCCCCCGAUAGGAUGCGGAAGUGUGAGAAGAUCGGCGAAGGAGUCUUUGGGGAGGUUUUCAAGACCGAGGGGGAAAGGGGGAGCGUGGCGUUAAAAAUAAUUCCCAUUGAAGGGAGCGACAAAGUCAACGGAGAACCUCAGAAGACCUUCAGCGACAUUUUGCCGGAGAUCAUCAUUUCAAAGGAGCUCAGCCUCUUAGCAGACGAAGAGAGGAACCAUACCUCCGGCUUCAUCUGCUUGUAUUCCGUCCACUGCGUGCAAGGGGCUUACCCCGAGCCCCUCCUGAACGCCUGGGACAGAUACCACCGGCUGAGGGUCUCUGAAAACGACCGGCCAGACUUCUUUGGGGACCAGCAGCUUUUCGUGGUCUUGGAGUUCGAGUUUGGCGGCACCGACCUGGAGAACAUGCGCCGCCGGCAGCUGAGCUCGGUGGCUACCGCCAAGAGCAUCCUGCACCAAGUCACGGCUUCGCUGGCCGUGGCCGAAGAGGCCCUGCGGUUCGAGCACCGGGACCUGCACUGGGGGAACGUGCUGGUCAAGAAGACCGACUUGAAGGAGGUGAGCGUGACGCUCAACGGGGAGACCCGGCUCCUUCGCACGCACGGCGUCCUGGUCAACAUUAUUGACUACACGUUCUCCCGCUUGGAGAGGGACGGUUUGACGGUUUACUGCGACCUCUCCGGGGACGAAGAGGUCUUCCAGGGGAGAGGAGAUUACCAGUUUGAUGUCUACCGGCAGAUGAGGGAGGAAAACGGGAACCAGUGGGCCGAUUACUUUCCCCACAGUAACGUCCUGUGGCUGCACUAUUUAGUGGACAAACUUUUGAGCGAGGUGUCCUAUAAGAAGAAAGCGACGACGGCCCCGUUGAGGCAGGUGCAGAAACAACUGAAGCUCUUCUCCCAAGAGGUUCUCGGUUUUAGGUCUGCCACGGAGGUCCUGAACACAAGCACAAUCUUCCAGCGAACAGAUCAGGGUUGACACUGUUUUAGGAGCUAUACAAAUAAGCAUCUAUUUUUAUGUGUUCUGCAUAUAGCAGAAGCGUUGGGGUUCUCCCCUGCCCGCUAAAGUUCAGACCCCCUCUUUUUUUUAUGGCAGCACAUGUGCUGUUUAAUUGGUCUUGUGUUCUGUCUUAAUAAGCGGAUUUCAGCCUAGAUCGCUAUCCUUAAAAAAAUCACUUUUAGUUUUACCUGUUUUAAUUAAAGCCACACUUUUAAACUUCUCUGCUUUUUAAAAAAUGUU
Pogona vitticeps (central bearded dragon) is the source of this 3323-nucleotide messenger RNA. RefSeq names its product histone H3 associated protein kinase (gene HASPIN). Gene Ontology annotation, molecular function: ATP binding; histone H3T3 kinase activity. Gene Ontology annotation, biological process: protein phosphorylation; mitotic cell cycle; intracellular signal transduction. Lineage: Eukaryota; Metazoa; Chordata; Lepidosauria; Squamata; Agamidae. Gene Ontology annotation, cellular component: cytoplasm; nucleus. The record is from RefSeq and is a predicted model, not a curated record.